Messenger RNA from Amoebophrya sp. A120, 631 nucleotides. NCBI's taxonomy places the organism in Eukaryota, Dinophyceae, Syndiniales, Amoebophryaceae. The record is from the annotation of a GenBank genome assembly.
CCUAGAGCUGCAGAACAAUCCCGCCUCCAUGGCACAGGCGACCGGGUUUUGCGCACUGAAGCUGCAGGUGAUGCUGCAGGAACUUUGCCUUUUCCUAGCCGAGGAAGACAACCAGGGGAAAACGUUGUUCGACCAAGAUGCGGUGUUCCAUAUGACGUGCGAAGUGCAGAAGCUGCGGGCGAGCGGAGAGCUUCAGAACCGUCCGGUGCUGCUGGGAUACAAGGAGGAGAGCCGGCUUCGAAUAAAUGCGAGUAAUCUUCAAGUCGAACCGAAACCGGCCGACCAAGAGGGGAAAGUCGACGACUCGGCCUUCAAGGAGUUCGGUUUCGGAUACGCAAUGGCACGGUUUCUGGAAGACGCCAUGGCCCGGUUUUUGGAAGUCGCAGCGAGCAUGGUAAAAAGCGCCUUCGCGGACAUGACUGCCGAUAAAAGUCAGCUGCCGGAGAAAGACUCAAAAACUGUUCCUGUCGUUCCACUGAAAGCUUCAGUAUCGAUCGGAGGCACGGAAGACGAAACGACACGGAAACUACGUGGAGGUGCGGCGGAUGCAAGUGGAGGCGUCGUUCCAUCGAAAGAAAGCCACGAUGAGCCGGCACUUCGGGGAGAGAAGAAAGACGAAACACAGAAAGGC